This is a messenger RNA of Fragaria vesca subsp. vesca, 3084 nucleotides long. RefSeq names its product probable LRR receptor-like serine/threonine-protein kinase At4g08850-like. The coding region runs from base 1 to 3084 and encodes 1027 amino acids. Gene Ontology annotation, biological process: protein phosphorylation. Lineage: Eukaryota; Viridiplantae; Streptophyta; Magnoliopsida; Rosales; Rosaceae. The record is from RefSeq and is a predicted model, not a curated record. The transcript is spliced from 2 exons. Gene Ontology annotation, molecular function: ATP binding; protein binding; protein kinase activity.
AUGAGAUCUUUCAGUGUCGUUAACAUAUGCCCUCUAGUUUGCUGCCUUUUCUUGUAUGUUCUCAUACCAUCAUCACUAAACUACUUUCCACAUUUUGCUUCUGCUAGUUCGACUACUGAAGCAGAGGCUCUUCUCAAAUGGAAAGCCAGCUUUCUGAAUAAAACCUCUUUCAAUAACCAGUUCAAGGAUUGGAUUUACAUUCCCAAGGCUAAUACAAGUGCCACCAAUUCUUCCACCAACCCAGAAACAAAGUCAAGCCCAUGCAAUUGGACUGGCAUUUCAUGCAACAAAGCUGGAAGUGUCACAAGGAUAACACUAAGUAAUGUUCAUUUACAAGGUACGCUGCAAGAAUUUUCUUUUUUGGCCUUCCCAAAUCUUGCAUAUGUUAAUCUCAGCAUGAAUAAACUUUUCCACACCAUCCCACCUGAAAUUAGCCACCUCACCAAACUCAUUUCUCUUGAUCUCUCUCUUAAUAACUUGUCCGGGAGAAUCCCACCAGAAAUUGGUUUCCUGAAAAAUCUUACAGAUCUCCUACUCUUCAGAAAUAACCUUUCUGGAUCUAUUCCCAAGGAGAUAGGAAGCUUAAAAUCACUUGUGCAUCUAGAGUUGUCCAACAAUCAACUAGAUGGUUCAAUUCCCACUUCAUUUGGUGACUUGACAAACUUAAAAACCUUCAACCUCAGUUACAACAACCUUUCUGGCCAUAUUCCUAAAGAAAUACCCACAUCUAUUAAGAUACUAACCUUGAGGGGCAAUCAACUCGAUGGUUCAAUUCCCACAUCUCUUGGUGACUUGAGAAACCUGACAAUCUUAUACCUCCGAGAGAAUCAACUUUCUGGCACCAUUCCUGAAGAGAUAGGAAACUUGAAAUCUCUUGUGCAUCUAGGGUUGAGUGUCAAUCAGCUCAACGGUUCAGUUCCCAUUUCAUUUGGGAAGUUACUCAAUCUAGAAACCCUAAAUCUCCGCCAGAACCAGCUUUCGGGGUCCAUCCCACAACAACUAGAGAAAAUCAUCACCAACUUGAGUCAGCUUCAUCUGGAUACCAACCAUUUCUCUGGUUAUUUACCCCAAAACCUUUGCCAAGGUGGAUCACUCACAAACUUGAGCCUAAACAAGAACCAUUUCAUAGGUCCAGUGCCGAAGGGUUUGAAAAACUGCACAAGCUUAAUCAGAGCCCGUCUUGAAGAGAAUCAAUUAACUGGUAACAUUUCUGAAGACUUUGGUGUCUAUCCAAAUCUUAAAUUAUUAAGGCUGAAUGACAACAACUUCUAUGGUGAGGUUUCACAAAACUGGGGAAAAUGUUCAGAUCUAGAAGACCUAGGAAUGGCAGGAAACAACCUUACUGGUACCAUACCACCUGAGAUUGGCAAGGCAACCAAACUUGAGGAACUUAAUCUAUCUUCAAAUCGUUUAGUUGGGAUAAUUCCAAAGAUAUUUGCAAGGUUGAGUUCUUUGCUUCGGUUGAGGUUGAAUGACAAUCAACUUUCAGGUCGUAUACCCUCAGAGUUUGGAUCACUGGUUAAGCUUGAUUAUCUUGACCUUUCUGCCAACAAAUUCAAUGACUCAAUUCCUGAAGUUUUAGGUGACUUGCUUGGUUUGCACUACUUAAAUUUGAGCAAUAAUGAGUUCAAUCAAGAAAUUCCACCAGAGUUGGGGAGUCUAGUUCACCUAUCCACACUAGAUGUAAGUUAUAACUCACUUACAGGCAACAUACCACCAGAAAUGAGCAAUAUGGAGAGCUUGGAGAAUCUGAAUCUUUCCCACAAUAGUCUCUCUGGCCGCAUUCCAAUAACAUUCAACAACAUGCGCGGCUUGUCUUAUGUUGAUAUAUCCAACAAUGACUUUGAGGGUACCCUUCCCAACAUCACAGCAUUUCAGCAUGCUCUCCCACAAGCAUUACAAGGGAACAAGAGAUUGUGCGGCCCCAUCGGAUCGUUGCCAACCUGCAAAAGCAUCUCACACAAGUCUCACAAAGUGGUAACUUCAAUCUUGAUCUCUCUUGUGGUGACAAUUUUACUGCUAUCUGUUACAAUUGCUUGUGUAGUAAAAAGAAAAAAGAAGUAUCAGCAUGUGGGGAAAGAGAUAAAGAAUGAAGUACACUUUGUUUCAGGGAAGACAAAGUUUGAUGGAAAAGUGAUGUAUGAAGAUAUCAUAAGGGCAACAGAAGAUUUUAAUUCUGCAUAUUGCAUUGGGAAGGGAGGGCAGGGGAUUGUAUACAAAGCAACCUUGUCAUCUGGCGACAUAGUGGCAGUGAAGAAAUUCAAUGUGCUCUCAAGUAUUGGUGAGAAGAAUUGCCAGAAGGAAUUCAACAGUGAAAUAAGGGCACUGACUGAGAUACGCCAUCGAAACAUUGUGAAGCUUUAUGGGUUCUGUCCACAUACACAACACUCAUUCUUGGUGGAUGAGUAUCUAGAAAGGGGCAACUUGGCAACAAUGCUAAGCAAAGAUAAUGAAGCUAAAGAAUUGGGGUGGAAAAAAAGGGUAAAUAUUGUUAAAGGUGUGGCUCAUGCCUUGUACUACAUGCACUAUGAUUGCUUGCCACCAAUUGUGCAUCGGGACAUAUCGAGCAAGAACAUAUUGCUUGAUUCUGAAUAUGAGGCCUCUGUUUCAGACUUCGGUACUGCAAAGUUCUUAAACCCUGACUCAACAAAUUGGACUACCCUUGCAGGCACAUAUGGAUAUGUUGCACCAGAGCUUGCCUAUACAAUGGAAGUGAAUGAAAAAUGUGAUGUCUAUAGCUUUGGAGUGGUGACAUUAGAAAUAAUUAUGGGAAGGCAUCCAGGAGAGCUUCUUUUACCUCUAACGUCAGGAUCGUCGUCAUCGGUAUCAUCUGCAUUACCAGCUCAUCAAAUGCCAAUCGUGGAAAUUUUGGACCAGCGUAUUUCCCCUCCUACACAUGAAAUUGCAGGGGAAGUGCUUUCUCUUGCCAAGAUAGCAUUUUCAUGUAUCAAUGUCAGUCCUCUGUCUCGUCCAAACAUGAAACAAGUUUCUCAAUAUUUGGAAAGUCGGAGGCUGCAUUUUUCAAAGCCAUUACCUAAGGUAACAUGUGGUGAAUUGCUUACUCUCGGUGGUUUGAAUGUUUGA